Messenger RNA from Moesziomyces antarcticus, 6357 nucleotides. RefSeq names its product beta and beta-prime subunits of DNA dependent RNA-polymerase. Bases 1 to 6357 code for a protein of 2118 amino acids. Gene Ontology annotation, cellular component: nucleus; RNA polymerase I complex. The transcript has 2 exons. NCBI's taxonomy places the organism in Eukaryota, Fungi, Basidiomycota, Ustilaginomycetes, Ustilaginales, Ustilaginaceae. Gene Ontology annotation, biological process: DNA-templated transcription; tetrapyrrole biosynthetic process. The record is from RefSeq and is a predicted model, not a curated record. Gene Ontology annotation, molecular function: DNA-directed RNA polymerase activity; DNA binding; hydroxymethylbilane synthase activity.
AUGUCGCUCGCCCAGCAGCGCCCGGAUCGCAUCGAGGCGGGAGACACCGCUUCGAGUGUCGACCCAAGCACCUCGACCAUCGCAACAGAGCAGCAGCCACAACAGCCGCAACAGCAGCAGCAACAGCAGCAAGCACAGGCGCGGCAGCACCGGGCACCAUCGUGGAGCGACGUCUCGUCGUGUCCUGUGCCUCACGCCAAGUCGCAGCCAUUGCCCCCCGGACACCCUCCCGUCCCUGACGCUCCUGCAUCCACCUUAUACCCACCCACCGACUCGCGCUGCAUCUUUUACCGCUCUCCCGAUGAUCUCGCGCAGACCCCGCCGCUCUCGCGCUCCACCUCCUCCUCCAUGCUCUCGUCCACCACCACGCUGCCGUCGCUCCACGAGCUCGCCGUCACACACGGCGCCUCCGCCUACGAGUUUGACCGUGCACAAAAGCUCGACCAGCAGCGCAAGGAGGCCAACAUCAAUCCGCUGCCGCUCGAAGGCCAGCUCGGUGUCGAUCCCAGCUGCACCCUCGUCCUCGCCAGCCGCAACAGCCAGCUCGCCCUCGUCCAAAGCUCCCACGUCAGCGCCAUGCUCGAAGCACGCUACGGCAAAUCCUCGCCCCUCUUCCGCACCCAGCUCGACCAAGCCACCGCGGCGCUCUCGGUCGACUCACCUGGCAGCAGUCCGGCAGGAUCUUCGUCGCCCUCCGCAACGCCCGCAACGCGCCUCCAAAAGGUCGACAGCGACCACGCCGACCACGACGUCGACUUCCUCCGCAACCUCCUCCACUCCUUCCAGCCCGCAGCCGACGCUCCAUUGCGCCCACACGCCUUCCCCAUCACCUCCAUGUCCACCGCCGGUGACCAGAACCUGCGCUCGCCUCUGUACGUCAUCGGUGGCGAAGGCAAGGCCAUCUGGACCAAGGAGCUCGAGGUCGCUCUCGAGCAGGGCGCCGUCGAUGCCAUCGUACACUGUCUCAAGGACGUCCCCACCGCUCUGCCCAAGGGUCUCGAACUUGCCGCCGUACUUGAGCGCGAGGAUCCGCGCGAUGCCCUCGUGGUCAAGGCCGGCCUGCCGUACAAGGUGCUCGACGAGCUGCCCGUCGGCUCGGUCAUCGGCACCUCCUCCGUCCGCCGCGUAGCCCAGCUGCGAAGGAGAUACCCGCACCUGGUCUUCAGCGACGUUCGCGGCAACAUCAACACGCGCCUCGCCAAGCUCGACGCGCCCAACGGUCCCUACACCGCGCUCAUCCUCGCUGCCGCCGGUCUGGUGCGCCUCAACAUGCAUUCGCGCGUCACCGCCUUCCUCAGCUCGCCCGUGCUGCUCCACUCGGUCGGCCAGGGCUCCUUAGCCAUCGAGGUGCGUUCGCCACCCGCGGGCGCCGAUCCCACCACCAACCGCGACGCACGGAUCCGCCAGCUCAUCCACAGCAUCGGCGACUGGCGCGCCACCUUCCGGGCCGAGGCGGAGCGCGCGCUGCUCAGGGAGCUCGAGGGUGGCUGCUCCAUCCCCGUCGGUGUCGAGACGCGCUUUGACGAUCACGACCACGUCGAGGGUCAGCGCAGCGAGGCGAUCGCCUUGGUCGACGACUUUAUCACCGCGGGAGACGCAGGUGCCAAGGCGGAGCUGCCCAACGGCGGUGUGCCUCUUGUUCGCGAUGGCCACACCAUCCCCGCAAGCCAGCUUGCCGAUGCCAGUGCAGACAGCCGCAUCGUCGCGUCCUCGCCUCCCACGCGGCCCCCGCUCGAGUCGCUCGCUACGGGCGUGGAGCCGAUCCAAGCCGCCAAGACACAGUCCAAGACCGCCGACGCUUCGACCUCUGCCACGACGAUCGCGGACAAGAUCGUCUCGACAUCGUACAGCAUCGUGGAUCGAUCCACGCCCGCUGCCGAAGGUCGUACGCUGCAUCUGGAUGCCAUCGUAGUCUCGCUCGACGGCAGCCAAGAGUCGCGCUACUCGGCGAGCAAGCACUGCAAGACGCUCGAGGAUGCUCGCGCGCUCGGGGUGCAUGUUGCCACCGAGCUCGCGCACAAGCGCGGCGCACGGGCGAUUCUCGAAGAGGUCGAGAGACACCGCAAGAUGGCCGAGCUCGCCGACAAGCGUCGACGCGAAGAGGCGCGCAAGCGCAAGGCGCUCGGCCUGUCCGGUGGCGAAACCAAUGCGAUCGCCGUCAGCAACGGCGUCGCCUCGGUGGCGGAACAGGGCGACCUGCAGGCACUCAAGAAGUCCAGAGACGGUUGGAUGCGCGGACAGGCAGAGAUCAGUCUGUCUGCCGAGCUCGAGAAGUUUAGAAGCCAGCAUAGUGGCAGCGACCUGCCUGACGCGCAGUGCGAUCCUCUCGAGGUCGACCGCCGAUUCGUACCGCGCGACGACGGCCAGCCCAAGGCAUGGGAGAGGCCACUUCGUAUCCGUCCACCUCCGACCUCGCAUCUUUACCGCAUCCCUACCAUCGAUCGCACCAGCCUUCGCAUCGCGGCCUCGACAAGUCCGAAAGCGGAGUGGGCAUCCUCUUCAACCAUGUCGGAGUCCAUGUCUUCGGCAAGCUCUUCGAGCUCGCGCUCGUCCUUCGACGGGCCCUCCACACCGCCCGACGCCGUGCGCUCGCUGCCCAACUCGAUCAAGGCGGCACGACAGGAGGGCGGCAUCGACGCCGAACUGCCGCUGUGGAAGAAGAGGCACACCUUCUUCCCGCUCGAGCGCCAAGAGCGCUACUCGGCCCCCACCGACAAGGGCUUUGUGGCGCCCGAGCUCACCGAGCUCGUCGCUCCCAACAUCGAGUCGUUCAAUGCGCUGUGGGCAGAGGAUCCGUCGCUGGAUCCGCCAGCCUCCGCCGUAGGUGGCUUCUACAACGAGGGCGUCGGCCUUCUCGAAAAGAGUCUUCGUCGUCUGGCGCCGCGCAUCGUCUUUGACGGCCAGGGCGACGCCAACGGCGGCCUCGGCAACCGCAUCACGCUGCGCAUGGACAGCGUCAACCUGUCCAAGCCGCUCGUGAACGACCGCGCCAAGGGCGUGCGCGAGCGCAGGGUGUUCCCCACCGAGGCGCGCGAGCGUCUCUUCACCUACACGGGCAAGCUCACCGCGCGUCUGUGCUGGAGCGUCAACGGCGAUCCGGAGCAGAGCGAGAUCGUGGCGCUGGGCAACUGCCCCGUGCUGGUGCGCUCCAACCGCUGCAACCUGCGCGGCAUGUCGUCGCGCGAGCUCGUCGCCCACCACGAGGAGGCCAACGAGUUUGGCGGCUACUACCUGGUCAACGGCAACGAGCGUCUGAUCCGCUACCUCAUCGUCGCCAAGGCCAACAGCCCGCAGGCGAUCGAGCGUCCGUCGUUCGAGAAGCGCGGACCGAGCUACUCGAACAAGGCGAUCGUCAUCCGCUGCCUCCACCGCGACGACCUGAUCAGCGUGACCAACGCGGUGCACUACCUGCACAACGGCGGCCUCACGCUGCGAUUCAGCUGGCGCAAGCAGGAGUACAUGGUGCCGGUGGUGAUGGUGCUCAAGGCGCUCGUCGACGCCACGGACAAGGAGAUCUUUGCGUCGAUCGUGCAGGGCGACUUUGACAACACCUUCCUCACCGACCGCGUCGAGCUGCUGCUGCGCAACUUCAAGCAGUACACGCUGUGGUCGGGCCACCAGUGCCUCGAGUACCUCGGCUCCAAGUUCCGCGUGGUGCUCGGCUGCCCCGAGGACUGGAACGACGCCCAAGUCGGCUCGGAGCUCAUCCACCGCAUCUUCCUCGUCCACCUCGACAGCCCGCGCGAAAAGUACAAGAUGCUCAUCUUUAUGAUCCAGAAGCUCUACUCGCUCGUCGCCGGCGAGUCGUGCGCCGACAACGCCGACUCGCCGCAGCACCACGAGAUCCUCAUGCCCGGCUUCCUCGUGGGCCAGAUCGUCAAGGAGCGCAUCGACGAGGCCGUCGGCAACAUCCGCGCCCAGAUCGCGCGCGACGUGCGCAUGAAGCUCAAGGGCGUCGACUUUUUCGACGCGCGCUACAUCAAGAAGAGCGUCGCCAAGGUCAACAUCGACAUUGGCGUCAAGAUCGCCUCGUUCCUCGCCACGGGCAACCUGUCGUCGCCGUCCGGCCUCGACCUCCAGCAGACGUCCGGAUUCACCAUCAUGGCCGAGAAGCUCAACUUUGCGCGCUACCUCGCCCACUUCCGUUCGGUGCACCGCGGCGCCUUCUUCGCCGAACUCAAGACGACCUCGGUGCGAAAGCUGCUGCCCGAGGCGUGGGGCUUCCUCUGCCCCGUCCACACGCCCGACGGUUCGCCGUGCGGCCUGCUCAACCACUUUUCGCACACCUGCCGCAUGACCACGCGCCAGCCGGACGUCUCGCACCUCCACGCGCUCCUCACCAGCCUCGGCAUGACCGAGGCCGCCUUCAGCGUCGGCGGCAGCGUCCAGGGCGCCGGCGCUGCCAAAAACAACAUCGUCGUCCAGCUCGACGGCGCCAUCCUCGGAUACACCACCCCGGCCCUCGCCAAGCACAUCGCCACCGCACUCCGCAUCUGGAAGACCGAAGGCCUCCACAAGGUCCCCCUCGACCUCGAAAUCGGAUUCGUCCCCACCUCCAAGUCGGGACAGUACCCCGGUCUCUACCUCUUCUCCAACCGCUCGCGCAUGAUCCGUCCCGUCCGUCUGCUCCACAACAACAAGAUCGACCUCGUCGGCCCCUACGAACAGGUCUACCUCGACAUCGCCUGCGACCCGUCGGAAAUCAUCCAAGGCGUCUCGUCGCACGUCGAGCUCGCCCCGACCUCGAUCCUCUCGGUGCUCGCCAACCUUACGCCCUUCUCGGAUUACAACCAGAGCCCACGAAAUGUGUACCAAACCCAGAUGAUGAAGCAGACGAUGGGGACGGCGUCGACGGCGAUUUCUCGCAGGACGGACAACAAGCUGUACCGGAUCCAGAGCCCGCAGACGCCGGUGGUGCGACCGGAGCUUUACAACAAGUACGGCUUCGACGACUAUCCGAACGGGACGAAUGCGAUUGUGGCGGUGAUUUCGUAUACGGGCUACGACAUGGAGGAUGCCAUGAUCCUGAACAAGUCGGCGCACGAGCGCGGAUUCGGGUACGGAACCGUGUACAAGAGCGAGACGGUGGAUCUGCGGGAUCUGCGCGGCAAGGCGGCGAGUGCGAGUGUGCCGACGCUGCAUUUUGGAUUUGCGCCGAACUACCGCGCGUCGGAGGCGCAGCGGGCGAUCCUGGACCAGGACGGCCUGCCGUACAUUGGACAGAAGGUGAUGGCGGGCGAGCCGAUCUGUGCGUACUGGGACGAGGUGAGCGGCAAGACGUCGUUCAAAAAGUUCAAGGGCGACGAGUACGCGUACGUGGAUACGGUGCGUCUGCUCGGUGCUGAUGGCGGCUCGGGUGGAGGCGACAGCGAGUGCCAAAAGGUGCAGAUCAUGCUGCGCAUCACGCGCUCGCCCGUGAUCGGCGACAAGUUUUCCUCGCGCCACGGCCAGAAGGGUGUGUGCUCGCAGAAAUGGCCGGCGGUGGACAUGCCGUUUAGCGAGAGCGGGAUGCAGCCGGAUGUGAUUAUCAAUCCGCACGCGUUCCCGUCGCGCAUGACGAUCGGCAUGCUGAUCGAGAGCAUCGCAGGCAAGGCGGGAGCGAUGCACGGACUUGCGCAGGACUCGACGCCCUUCACGUUCAGCGAGGAUUUCACGCCGACGCAGUUCUUUGGCGAGCAGCUCAAGGCGGCGGGGUACAACCACGUGGGCAACGAGCCGAUGUACUCGGGCAUCACGGGGCAGGAGUUGCGUGCAGACAUCUACCUGGGCGUGGUGUACUACCAGCGACUGAGGCACAUGGUGAACGACAAGUUCCAGGUGCGCACCACGGGUCCGGUGCAUGCGCUGACGCGACAGCCGAUCAAGGGUCGAAAGCGCGCGGGCGGUAUUCGAUUCGGCGAGAUGGAGCGCGAUGCGCUGCUGGCGCACGGAACGUCGUACAUGCUGCAGGACCGACUGAUGAACUGUUCGGACUACUCGACCUCGUACGUCUGCCGCACGUGUGGCUCGCUGCUCUCCGUCGGCUUUGACCACUCGCACUCGGGCGCCGGCGGCGCCAUGUCGACGAUCGACGUGACGACGCAGGGCACCACGCCCGUGCUCGGCCCCAACGGCGAGUUCUGCCGCGUCUGCCGUGCGGAGGACGAGGUGCGUCGCCAGCAGGGCUUGGAACCGCUGCGUGGCAAGCGUCAGCCCAUCGGUGGCGCCGAGGCCACCAUCGGCAUCCCUGCACACAACGUGAUCAACAACGUUAGCGGCGGCGACCUCGAUGUGGUGGCAGUGCCGUACGUGCUCAAGUACCUCGUGGCCGAACUCGCCGCCAUGGGCAUCAAGAUGAGCUUUGCCCUGUCGCCCUGA